Alosa alosa (allis shad) is the source of this 2282-nucleotide messenger RNA. It is a transcript of the gene slc5a12, whose product is annotated as solute carrier family 5 member 12. The record is from RefSeq and is a predicted model, not a curated record. The coding region runs from base 81 to 1964 and encodes 627 amino acids. Lineage: Eukaryota; Metazoa; Chordata; Actinopteri; Clupeiformes; Clupeidae. Gene Ontology annotation, biological process: sodium ion transport; transmembrane transport. Gene Ontology annotation, molecular function: symporter activity. The transcript has 15 exons. Gene Ontology annotation, cellular component: membrane.
GUGGGGCUUGAGGCGUUCUUGUACACUGUCUCUGAUCAGUGGAUUGCUUGGAUUUAAAUCCGCAAUUCAGCACAGCAAUUAUGGAUAAUGCGUUGAGAACGUUCCAGGCCUGGGACUAUGUGGUCUUCUCCUGUCUGUUUGUGGUGUCCUCUGGCAUCGGAGUCUUCUUUGCUGUGAAAGAGAGGAAGAAAGCUCCGUCUAAAGAGUUUCUGGUCGGGGGGAGGCAGAUGACUUGUGUCCCAGUGGCCCUCUCCCUGACCGCCAGCUUUAUGUCGGCAGUGACCGUCCUGGGAGCCCCCUCAGAUGUGUACCGGUUUGGAGCCUCAUUUGUCAUCUUUGGCGUAGCUUACACCUUAGUGGUGAUCUGCACUGCGGAGCUCUUUCUGCCCAUCUUCUAUAGGUCAGGGAUAACAAGUACAUAUGAGUAUCUUGAACUAAGAUUCUGUAAGUUGGUCCGAAUAGCUGCUACCAUCAUUUACAUAAUACAGACGAUAUUAUAUACAGGAGUGGUUGUUUUUGCUCCGGCCCUGGCUCUAAAUCAAGUGACUGGCUUCAAUCUGUGGGGUUCUAUAUUUGCAACUGGAAUAGUCUGCACAUUCUAUUGCACCUUGGGAGGCCUGAAAGCGGUGGUGUGGUCAGAUGCGUUCCAGAUGGUGGUGAUGGUGGUCGGCUUCCUUACGGUCCUGGUCCAGGGAACCUCCCAAACUGGGGGUGUGAAUGCCGUGUGGGAGAGAGCUCAGAAUGGACAGAGGCUGGAUGUGUUUGACCUUGACCCUAAUCCCCUGAGGCGCCACACUUUCUGGACGAUAUCUAUUGGGGGCACCUUCACCUGGCUGGGCAUCUAUGGUGUGAAUCAGUCCACUAUCCAGCGCUGUAUAUCCUGCAGGACAGAGACUCAUGCACGACUAGCUCUGUACUUUAACCUGCUGGGCUUACUGGUUAUCCUGCUGUGUGCCGUGUUCUCGGGUCUCAUUAUGUAUGCAUACUAUGAAAGCUGUGAUCCUUGGACCGCACACUUGGUCCAGGCACCUGACCAGCUCAUGCCUUACUUUGUGAUGGAGAUUCUGGGGAAAUAUCCUGGUCUGCCUGGCCUGUUUGUUGCCUGUGCUUUCAGCGGAACCCUGAGCACUGUAGCAGCGAGCAUAAAUGCCCUGGCAACAGUGACUUAUGAGGACUUUGUGAGCCAGUGUUUUAAGAACAUCUCAAACCAAACUGCUUCCUGGAUCAGCAAAGGACUGUGCAUUGUGUUUGGAGUUUGCUGCACCUCAAUGGCAAUUGCAGCAUCUUAUAUGGGCAGCAUUGUUCAGGCAGCUCUCAGUAUCCAUGGUAUGUGCGGAGGACCCAUGCUAGGCCUGUUUUCUCUUGGCAUUCUUUUCCCCUGCGCCAAUUCCAAGGGGGCAGUUGGUGGCCUGAUGCUGGGCAUUGCUCUGUCCUUCUGGGUGGGGAUUGGAGCCUUCCUCUACCCUGCGUCUCCCCUCAACACACACCCUCUGGCCCUGAGUGUGGAGGGGUGUGCGCUGAACACAUCUCAUCUCCCUGCAGCCAUCAAUGCAAGCACCAUCGCACCAUUCAUCAGCAGCUCUGCGUCUCCACCAGUCUCCACUCCACAUGGGUCAGCUAUGGCUGAAACAUGGUACUCCAUCUCGUACUUGUACUACAGUGCGGUGGGAUUCGUAAGCACUCUCAUCGCAGGUCUGAUCAUCACCUUCCUCACAGGCAGCACCAAUCCCAAAGACGUGAGGCCGGGACUCAUCCGCCCUGUGUGUGACCUCUUCUACUUCUGCUCAAAGGGCCUCCGGAGGCAGUGCUGGUGUGGGGUGGACCAUGAGAAGGAUAAACUGGAUCUGGGGAAUACAGAUAUGACAGAUGAUGGAUGUCCAGACUAUGAAUCUUCAGUGAAAACCUUCAACAUACAGGAUGUAGCCUACACAAAUUCUGGUUUUGUUAAAGAUGCACAGGCAUAAACAUUUCAGAGUUAAUUUGAAAUAUUCUGUUAUACUCAACAAUUUAGUUAUUUAUUGUGAAUUAUUUAAAUUGAACAAUUUAUACACAGCAGUAAUUCAAAGUGCCUUAUUACAAGAACUUUAUAGCAUAAUUACAUUUACUUUAGCACAAUUCAAACACAAACACAAAUGAACAGAUAAAAGAACACAAACAAAUAAAAAUAGAUAUUUUUAAAAGAUGAAUGCAUUCAAAACUGUUAAACAAAAUGAAGAUUAAUAACUGUAUAAUAGUAAUAAGUGUAUAGUAAAUAAGAUAAGUGAAUUACAGAUUAACUUAAG